Molecule: messenger RNA, 789 nt
Organism: Girardinichthys multiradiatus
Lineage: Eukaryota; Metazoa; Chordata; Actinopteri; Cyprinodontiformes; Goodeidae
Gene: med31
Product: mediator complex subunit 31
Exons: 4
Coding region: 151-549 (132 amino acids)
Biological process (GO): regulation of transcription by RNA polymerase II
Cellular component (GO): mediator complex; core mediator complex
Molecular function (GO): transcription coregulator activity
Source: RefSeq, a predicted model, not a curated record
GGAGAUACGACAGUUAUAUCGAUGAACGUUUGAUGGCGGCCAACCAACCUCGACAAAGAUCAACUCUGAACAGUAGAGUCUCUUUUAGCUGGUGUUUAUACAGAUUACAGAACCUUAACUCUGUAAUCCGGUCAGAAAAUCUCUGUUGCCAUGGAAACUGAGGAGCAGGCUCGGAACCGGUUCCAGUCCGAACUGGAGUUCGUCCAGUGUCUGGCCAACCCGAACUACCUGAACUUUUUGGCUCAGAGAGGAUACCUGAGGGAUAGACCCUUCAUCAACUACCUGAAGUACCUGCUGUACUGGAAGGAACCGGAAUACGCCAAGUUCCUCAAGUAUCCUCACUGCCUCCACAUGUUGGAGCUGCUGCAGUACGAACACUUCAGGAAGGAGCUGGUCAACGCUCAGUGCGCCAAGUUCAUCGACGAGCAGCAGCUGCUUCACUGGCAGCAUUACUCCAGGAAACGCACGCGGCUGCAACAGACGCUGGCCGAGCAGCAGCAGCCGCCACAGCAGCCGCCGCCGCCGCAUGGGAACGCUGCCACCAAGUAAAGGAAAUUAUCCAGAGAUUUCCCACACUGUGGACAAACAUGUCAUUGGGAAGUUCCUGAAGUUCAGGAAUGAAGCUGGAUCCACAAAACUUUCUGAUGCCCAUUUUCAUAAAUGUUUCUUUUGAUUUCCUGACCUUGAAGGUCCUGCUUAACAACAUCAUCAACAGACCUGCCAGCUGUUUGUAUUUAUUUCCUGUUUCUGUUGCUUUCUUCUUAUUUUGUAGUAAAAUGUUUGGAUUCA